AUGUCGGAAUUCAAAGAAUACGGCUACGGCUACUCGAACGACAACAAGAAGGCUGAAGACUACACCACCACCGAAGUCCUCGCCGCGGACGACAUUGACGUUGAGUCCCCCGGCAUCGACGACGUCCCCCACGACGACGACGGCCUGGAGGAUAAGUACAAGCUCAAGCGGGGGCUCAAGAGUCGACACAUGCAGCUUAUCGGAAUUGGGAGUGCGAUUGGUACCGGUUUAUUCCUGGGUACUGCGCCUGCGUUGGCGGAUGGAGGACCCCUGGGGUUGCUGCUUGGGUAUGCUCUUAUGGGAGCUGUCUGUGUCUGUCUCAUGGUAUCAGUCGGAGAGAUGAUAGCCUUCUACCCGGUUCCCGGGGGUCACAUCAGGCUCGCUGAACGUUUCGUUGAUCCUGCUCUGGCAUUCACAAUGGGAUACAACAUGGUCGUCUCUAGCUUUGUCAGUCUUCCCAGUGAGCUUUCAGCUGGUGCCGUCUUGAUCAACAUGUGGAACACCGACAUCUCCAACGGCGUUUGGAUUACCUGCGGCUUGCUCCUGGUGAUCGCCUUGAACUUGUUUGGCCCCGGCGUAUACGGUGAGGCAGAGUUCUGGUUCUGUUCCAUCAAAGUGCUCUGUGUUCUAGGCCUCAUGCUCCUCGGCAUCAUCCUCACCGCUGGCGGCGGUCCCAACGGCGAAGUCAUCGGGUUCAAGUACUGGAAAGAUCCCGGAGCUUUCGUCCAGUACGAAGGCAUCUCUGGAUCGUUAGGAGCCUUUCUUGGAUGGUGGGCUGUACUGCUUCGUGCUGGGUAUGCAUACCUCGGCACUGAAGGUGUCGCCCUCGCUGCGGGAGAGGCGAGAAACCCUCGAAGGACGGUGCCUAGAGCGAUCAAGACUGUCUACGUCCGAAUCAUCUUCUUCUACAUCGUCACAGUAUUCCUCAUUGGCAUGGUCAUCCCUUCCAACGACUCCAACCUCUCGCUAUCCUCCGGUAACGCCCUCUCAGCGCCAUUCGUCAUUGCCAUCCGCCGUGCCGGUAUCCCCGCUCUGCCGAGUAUCGUCAACGCCUGUCUCCUCACCUCUGCAUGGUCAGCCGGCUCGGCGGGCGUGUACACGUCUUCGCGAAGUAUGUACGGUCUGGCAAAACUUGGCAUUGCUCCCAAGAUCUGGAUGCGUACGAACAGAUACGGUACGCCUUGGGUCGGCGUGCUCACUGUCGGACUGUUUGGCGGGUUGUCGUAUAUGACUUUGGACGGUACCGCCUCAGAAGUGUUCAACUACUUUACAAACUUGACCAGUGCUUGUGGUCUGCUCACUUGGUGGGGAAUGUCCUUUACAUAUAUCCGCUUCAACUCUGGUCUUCGCGCCCAAGGUAUCAGCCGUAGCAGCCUCCCCUACGCACCUAUCAUCAACUACCGCGCCCUCGCCGCGUGGUUUUCCCUCUUCUGGUGCUCCCUCAUCCUCUUCUUCUCCGGCUGGUCCAACUUUCUCAAGAUCGACGGGGAGAGCAACUGGAGCACGUCUGGGUUCAUUACCAACUACAUGCCGGUGUGGCUUUACCCGAUGUGGUGGAUCGGGUACAAGUUGGUGAAAAAGUCCAAGUUUGUGAGGUCGAACGAGAUGGACUUUGUGACGGGGAUUGCAGAGUUUGAUGUGCAGGAUUACAAGAAUGAGGCAGAGAUGGCGGAGAAGAAGCCUUGGUACAAGCGGGUCUUCAACGUAUUCAUGUAG
Molecule: messenger RNA, 1716 nt
Organism: Cryptococcus wingfieldii CBS 7118
Lineage: Eukaryota; Fungi; Basidiomycota; Tremellomycetes; Tremellales; Cryptococcaceae
Product: AAT family amino acid transporter
Exons: 9
Coding region: 1-1716 (571 amino acids)
Biological process (GO): amino acid transmembrane transport
Cellular component (GO): membrane
Molecular function (GO): amino acid transmembrane transporter activity
Source: RefSeq, a predicted model, not a curated record